AUGCUAUCACGGGUGGUCAGGCAUCGACCAAACUUGGGAGUUCGGGUUUGUUACAGAUUCUAUUCCGACAAACAUCAAAACAUUGAGGAGUUUAAGAAGCAUCAAACCGAGUACAACUUUGGACAAACUCUGCAACGGAAGCCUGGUGGCUUCGGUGACAUUGACAGUUCGGAGCAAAGCUUGAGAAAUGAUCCCAGCCUCGCCAAGUUGAGGUAUAAUUCUCCCGAGUACAAGGAACAGCUUCACAAGUUGGAGCUCGAAAGCAGAGGGGAUCAGCAACGCCAGAGAGCAUACUAUGAAUUCAUGGAAAGAAUGAAGGCCAUUGGCGCGGGUGCUUUGGCUUUAGUUGGAAUCAUGACUACCUACCAAGUUGUUAUGAAUUACAAGUAUAUCAAAGCAUACUUCAACGCCAAGUGGUAUCACAAUUGGGACGAUUCUUUCGUCAAAGAUCUUAAGGAUCCAAAGGGCAAUACCAAGAGCCUCGAAAAUUUGACCGAGAAGCUAUUCUCGCAAAUUGAUGAUCAGUUCAUUGAUGCGUUGAAGCCAUCGGAGACUACGCCUGGAAUUUACCUAUUUGGUGCUAUCACGAAAAGCAAAUUGCCCUCUAGAAUCCCUGGAUUUGACUCCAAAUACUAUCAAGAUGUUCUCGUAAGGAAUGACCUUGUUGUUGCAGUAGACGAGGCCGGUCAUGUUUAUCAAUACACCCCUGAUAUGAAGCAACCAGAAAAGAUAAAUACUCCAACAAGAAUAUCGAGAGUGUAUUCUUCCGGUGACACACUUUACUACUUAAGUCACAAUCAAAAGGAUCUCUACCAUGGCCACUUGGCGCCCGAGAGUAAGGCAAAGGGGUGGUUCCAUCUCUCUCUGGGCUCAAGCAUUAGUAAAGUGUCAUUCGAGGACCUUGAAAGGGGCGAAAAGAUUGGAAAGAUUGUAGCAGGUGAAAACCACUUGCUUGUCUUGACUUCGAAGGGCAGACUUUUCGAGGUAAAUACAGCCACAUCUCCAAACAAUAAGGGUCAAUACGGCUUGCCAAACUUCAUUCCCAGUAAUACUAAUGCCACUAUACCAAUCAACUCUGCCUAUGAAUUGAAAAAUUUAAACUAUGAGAUUGUUGGAUCUGGCGACAAGAAAUCCGUGCAACAAAGAGUCUUCAAUGAUAUUGGUGCAGGUAGCUUCCACAACAUAGCAUCUGAUACAAAAAACAACGUGUGGAGUUGGGGUGAUAACGCAUUCAGUCAAUGUGGUAUCGAAGCUGCAACUAUUGGUGAUUUUCAAGCAGUCCCAAGACUUGUUUUUUCUGCCAGCGAUUUAAGGAAGCUCAUUAAAUUCAGCUUACCAGAUCAAUUGGCCAAUGGAAGUAUUCAAGUCAACAAAGUUGCAUGCCAGAAAGAGACCACUUUGAUCAAGGUCACAUUUAAUCACGACGCCGAUCGCACAAAGGAUCAGAGUUUGAUCUUAGCUUUCGGCAAUGGAUUAAAGGGUCAACUCGGGCUUUCCCGUUACCUUCACAAGAUUGGACAGCCUCAUGUCAUCAAGAGCCUCGUAGGAAUGAAAGAAUACAACACUGUGGCAAAAACGAGCGUCAACAUUGGUGUUAAAGAUAUUGUUUGUGGUGGAAACCAUUCAUUUGUUCUUCUUGACAACGAAGGCGAGAGCAAGGAUGUGCUAGUAUUUGGUGAUAAUUUGGAUGGUCAGUUUGGUAAUGGAAAGUGUGUCAAGAGUUCGAAGCCUCUUUACAUUCCAAAACUUCUCGAGCCUGCAGACUUUGAAGGUUCCAAGACCGAAUUAGUCAAGAAGUUCAACGACCAAGACCGAAACAGACUCCAGCUCCUCGAAAGCACCAUCAAUGGGCAGCGUAUUGAACAAGGAUUUGCUGCUGGAGAGGAUAGUUCUGCCAUUUUCUACAAAAAAAGAUAA
This is a messenger RNA of Australozyma saopauloensis, 1917 nucleotides long. RefSeq lists its product as uncharacterized. Gene Ontology annotation, biological process: mitochondrial respiratory chain complex III assembly. NCBI's taxonomy places the organism in Eukaryota, Fungi, Ascomycota, Pichiomycetes, Serinales, Metschnikowiaceae. Gene Ontology annotation, cellular component: mitochondrial inner membrane. Bases 1 to 1917 code for a protein of 638 amino acids. The record is from RefSeq and is a predicted model, not a curated record. The transcript has a single exon.